Molecule: messenger RNA, 1514 nt
Organism: Salvelinus namaycush (lake trout)
Lineage: Eukaryota; Metazoa; Chordata; Actinopteri; Salmoniformes; Salmonidae
Product: transmembrane protein 47-like
Exons: 3
Coding region: 131-676 (181 amino acids)
Biological process (GO): cell-cell adhesion
Cellular component (GO): cell-cell junction; membrane
Source: RefSeq, a predicted model, not a curated record
UCGCUGCAGCAGCGUCCCUGACGCGCUGCCCACCCUCCACUCACAGCAGGGGAGAAUUACGAAAUUCUUGGUUUGAGACCCAACCGCCAGCCCACGGUCCUCGGAGAAAGAUACUUUUGUUUACCAUCCCAUGGCUUCAUCCGUGAGUGGAACGGAGGAGGUGCGCGUGUCGGCGUUGACACCGCUGAAGUUGGUGGGCUUGGUGUGCGUCUUCCUUGCGCUCUGCCUGGAUGUCGGGGCGGUGUUGAGCCCCGCGUGGGUAACGGCGUAUAACCAGUACUACCUGUCUCUGUGGGAGUCCUGCUGGAAGCCUGUCAACUCGGACACAUGGCAGUGCAACACAACGCUCGAGACUGACUGGCAGAUUGCCACGUUGGCCCUGUUGCUGGGUGGUGCUGCCCUCAUCUUGUUCUCCUUCCUGGUGGCCCUGGUGUCAGUGUGUGUCGGCUCCAGGAGCCGCUGCUACAGACCUGUCGCUGUCUUGCUGUCCGCUGCAGUGGUGCUUCAGGUCUGCAGUCUGGUCCUCUACACCAUUAAGUUCAUUGAGACGGUUAGCUUGAGGAUAAACCACGAGUUUAACUGGGGCUAUGGCCUGGCCUGGGGGGCCACCAUCUUCUCCUUCGGAGGGGCCAUUCUCUAUUGCCUCAACCCCAAGAACUAUGAAGACUACUACUAAACCCUGCAAGAGGAGAAGAGAGCCCUCUACACAACUUCAUGUCCCCCCCCCCCAAACUCACUGUGAUAGCAGGCUAUGCUCUGAACUUAGUCUAUUCAUUUUCUCUACCAGUUAUAUAAAACAUUCACAGAAAAAAUGUUGGAGAAUAAACAACAGUAGUGUCUAUAGGCUCCAUUCAGACCAUCAUACAAUUGUACUGUACCAGAUGGUUGGCUCACAGGCUGAAAGGGCCACUCUUACUCACAUUAUGAUGUUGUGUUCUCCAAGAGAAUCUCUGCCUGUGUUGUGACUGAUGUCUGCUAUAGGCUAAGUGGUUAGGCUGAAGAGCCAAUCAGACAGUUCAAUGGAAUCCUAAUGUCCAAUCAGAUACAUCAGUGAAACCAUGUCAGGUCCCCUUUAUGAUAGGAACUUCAGCAGGAUUUGGCAGGCACAAUGCUUUGUUAUUAAUGACCAAUCAAAGGGACCGGUGAGAGUGAUGGACAUAGACCAAUCAGAGAGCAGAAGGAUAGUCCAGGUGGACAGAUUGAUCUUGAGGAGGAAAGAAGUAGAAUAUGAGACUCAUCUAAGGAAAGGAAUCAAGGAUGCAUACCUUCACCCCCACUAACAUACUGAACAAAAAUACAAACACAACAUGCAACAAUUUCAAGGAUUUUACUGAGUUACAGUUCAUAUAAGGAAAUACGUAAACUUCAAUUAAUUAAUUAGGCCCUAAUCUAUGGAUUUCAUAUGACGGCAGGGGAGCAGCCAUGCGUGGGCUGGGAGGGCAUAGGCCCACCCACUGUGGAGCCAGGCCCAGCCAAUCUGAAUAAGUUUUUCUCCACAAAAGGGCUUUAUUACA